AUGGGCCCUCCAAGAGUAAAGUUUCUGGUCGAGGAGGGAGCCGACAUGGAAGCCGUUGAUCAAGAAGGGAAUACUGCGCGUCUCCAUGCUCUUGAGAACCGUUACAUGGAAGUAGUCAGUCUCUUUCUUGACAUCGACUUGGCAAAUGAUCGGUGCAAGAUUGGGUCCGUGCUACUCUCCGCAGUUGAGGAUGAUGACCCUGAGCUGGUCAGCCUUCUAAUCAACAAGGAUAUUGACCCGAACUCAAGUUGCAAGACGGGCAUUGGCCGCGGUGAUUGUACGGUUCUCACUUGGGCCGCCAAGAAGGGAUACACAGAGCUGGUGCAGCACCUUAUCCACUACGGUGCAGAUGUCAAUUUGCAGGAUAACGAACGUUGGACUCCACUUGCUCGGGCUGCACAAUAUGGUCAUGAUGCUGUCGUCAAACUACUAAUUGAGCACAACGCCUAUAUUGAUUUUCCUAACGAUAACUUCACGCCUCUUCAAAUCGCUGCAGCCAACGCGAACCAGAGCACGGUCAAACUUCUCGUUCAGCAUGGAGCGUGUGUCGCGCACUUAGAUCUGACUCCCGAUUCGCUUAGCCUUGGAUAUUACGAAAUGAAGCAAUUAAGUUCACGGGGAUCCACAAUAGAAAUGAGGGAUUCUGAGGGACGGACACCUUUGAUUUGUGCCGCAGAAAAGGGUGAUGUUGCCAGGGUCAGAUUCUUGGUCAUGCACGGUGCUGUCAUUGACGCGAAAGCUGCAAGUGGUCGUGCAGCACUCUUGCAAGCAGCUGCACGAGGCCACUACGCAGUAGUCAAGAUACUGCUGAAGUAUGGAGCCGAUCAGACAGUACGUGAUGAUGAUGGCGCAGAUGCUGUUGUUUUGGCUGGUGGGGCUCAAUCGAAGUCCAUGGGUUCUGUUUUCUCGGAGGGCUUUAUCUGUAAUGUUGUUUACCCAUCUGCUUUCUUCUGA
This is a messenger RNA of Aspergillus niger, 954 nucleotides long. RefSeq lists its product as uncharacterized. Gene Ontology annotation, molecular function: protein binding. The transcript has 2 exons. The record is from RefSeq and is a predicted model, not a curated record. NCBI's taxonomy places the organism in Eukaryota, Fungi, Ascomycota, Eurotiomycetes, Eurotiales, Aspergillaceae. The annotation marks the transcript as partial.